AUGGUGCCCCUGCUGCUGCUGCUGGCCCUGCUGUGGGGGUGGUCCCUGCAGGAGGACCGAGGGGUCGAGCUGCGCGUGCAGGAAUCAGUGACGGUGCAGGCGUGCGGGGGCGUCCACGUGCCCUGCUCCUUCUCCUACCCGGGAAAUUCAUUGUAUUCCCUUCCCGAACUCUACAUCUAUUGGUUCCGGGAAGGGGACAACGUAAAGAGUGAUGCUGUGGCCACAAACAACCCAAACAGACGAGUGAAGCCAGAGACCAAGGGCCGAUUCCACCUCCUCGGGGACCCCUGGAAGAACAACUGCUCCCUGAGCAUCAGAGACGCCAGGAUGAGUGACAAAGGGGUCUACUUCUUCCGAGUGGAGAGGGGACCUGAUGUGAAACACAGUUACAGAGAUAAGAGGCUGAAUUUGCAGGUGACAGUGCCAGCAGGGAAACCCAACAUCCACUUUCUGGAGCCUCUGGAGUCCGGCCACCCCACAAACCUGACCUGCAGCCUGUCACUAGUCUGUGAAGUGGGGCAGUUUCUCCUGUUCUCCUGGGUGGGGGAUGCCCUAGAUGAGAUGAACAAAAAGACCCUCCACUCCUCGGUACUCACCCUCACCCCAAGGCCCCAGGACCAUGGCACCUACCUCACCGGUCGUGUGGAACUCCAAGGAGCUCAGGUGACCAUGGAGAGAACCAUCCGACUCAAUGUCUCCUAUGUUCCGUGGAACCUCACCAUCAGCAUCUCCUUCAGAAAUGUCACAGCCGUCAAGUUUCUGCAAAACACCUCGUCCCUUCUCAUCUCAGAGCAUCAGGCUCUGGAGCUGCUCUGUGUUGCUGACAGCAACCCCCCUGCACAGCUGAGUUGGUUCCAAGAGUCCCCAGCCCUGAACCCCAUCCCCAUCUCCAGCACCAAGUCCUUGGAGAUACCAGGCUUAGGAGCUGCAGAAAGAGAAUUCACCUGCCGAGCUCAGAACCCUGUGGGCUCCCAGCACGUUUCCAUCCACCUUUCUGUGCAGAAAAGUCCCCCUUCCUGCAGCUGUGUGACUGAGGAGCAGCAGGGCUCCUGGCCCCUGGUCCUCACCCUGAUCAGAGGGGCCCUCAUGGGGGCUGGCUUCCUCCUCACCUAUGGCCUCACUUGGAUCUACUACACCAGGUGUGGAGGCCACUAG
Molecule: messenger RNA, 1155 nt
Organism: Hippopotamus amphibius kiboko
Lineage: Eukaryota; Metazoa; Chordata; Mammalia; Artiodactyla; Hippopotamidae
Product: sialic acid-binding Ig-like lectin 14
Exons: 7
Coding region: 1-1155 (384 amino acids)
Biological process (GO): cell adhesion
Cellular component (GO): plasma membrane
Molecular function (GO): sialic acid binding
Source: RefSeq, a predicted model, not a curated record